AUGUUCCGCAGGUCCUGCAUAUCAGCUUUCCAACCCACGGCAUUCCUUCGCGUAUCGCUGGUCUUUAAGCAACUUGAAGGUUCCAACCCAUUAACUGUAAAGGACAGACCCGUGAAUUCAUGGUCCGACGAAUUUCUAAAACCACCCGUAUCGAAGGAGAUGGCAGACAAGUACGGCCGAUACGCCAAAUACUCCGACCCAACGUUGUGUUCAGUGGAUACCUCUUCUGAGGUUGUUCUCAACACAUAUCCGGAGGGAUCUCGUGAGGGACGCAUUGAGGCCACAGCCGGCGUCGCUCUCAAGGAUUACGACGCUUCCAUGUGGGACGAGGAGUUUUUCCGCAAGUACAUAUUGAAACCGAAGUUGCCUAAUGAAUUAGAGGACCGUGCGCGCGUCACAGACUAUGCGCUGAAUUCUGCAUUGUUGGGAUUUGUUAUUCUUAUGGUGCGGUAUGCCGUGUUGCCGCUGUGGUACGUUGGACAGCCGGCCAUGUCCAUGGUUGGUCAAAUGAACAUUGAGGCUGAGGUGGGUGAGCUAGAGGACCGUGAAUGCAAGACUGUAGUAUGGCGGGGCAAACCCGUGUUUGUUUAUCGCCGCUCAGAGCGCCAAAUGAAUGAUGUGCUGGGGACUCCACUCAGUGCACUGAAGCAUCCCGAAACGGACGAGGCCCGCUUCCCUGACCAUCGUGAAAUGGCUGUUGUCAUCGCUAUUUGCACUCAUCUCGGGUGCAUUCCCAUUCCUAACGAGGGUCUCUUUGGUGGCUUCUUCUGUCCGUGUCACGGCAGUCAUUACGACGCUUCAGGUCGUAUUCGUCAAGGUCCCGCCCCUCUUAACUUGGAGGUACCGCCGUACCGCUGGGUGGAUGAUAAGACGAUAUAUUUGGGAAAACUAUAG
This is a messenger RNA of Trypanosoma brucei brucei TREU927, 894 nucleotides long. RefSeq names its product reiske iron-sulfur protein mitochondrial precursor. The record is from RefSeq and is a predicted model, not a curated record. The transcript has a single exon. Gene Ontology annotation, molecular function: quinol-cytochrome-c reductase activity; 2 iron, 2 sulfur cluster binding. The coding region runs from base 1 to 894 and encodes 297 amino acids. NCBI's taxonomy places the organism in Eukaryota, Euglenozoa, Kinetoplastea, Trypanosomatida, Trypanosomatidae. Gene Ontology annotation, cellular component: membrane. Gene Ontology annotation, biological process: mitochondrial electron transport, ubiquinol to cytochrome c.